Messenger RNA from Hemisphaericaspora subhashii, 2703 nucleotides. It is a transcript of the gene ATG1, whose product is annotated as serine/threonine protein kinase. NCBI's taxonomy places the organism in Eukaryota, Fungi, Ascomycota, Pichiomycetes, Serinales, Debaryomycetaceae. The transcript has a single exon. The coding region runs from base 1 to 2703 and encodes 900 amino acids. Gene Ontology annotation, cellular component: autophagosome; cytoplasm. Gene Ontology annotation, biological process: autophagy; peptidyl-serine phosphorylation; autophagosome organization. The record is from RefSeq and is a predicted model, not a curated record. Gene Ontology annotation, molecular function: protein serine/threonine kinase activity; ATP binding.
AUGUCAAAGACACCAAUUGAAGCUACAAAGCAAGCAGACACAGUGUCAACCAUAUCAACUACAGGAAGGAAGGAUAAUAGAUCAGGGCAUGGAAAAUAUACAGAAGCUAUAGGACAAUAUCUAGUAGGCCCUGAGAUUGGGAAGGGUUCCUUUGCAACUGUGUAUAAAUGCAUAGAUAAGACAAAUAAUCGAGCGGUUGCCAUCAAGUCAAUAGUUCGAUCUAAGUUAAAGUCUAAGAAAUUGAUAGAAAAUUUAGAGAUUGAAAUUCUGAUUUUGAAAUCUAUGAAACAUCCUCAUAUAGUGGGAUUACUAGAUUAUAAACAAUCGUCUUCUCAUUUCCAUUUGGUUAUGGAUUAUUGUUCAAUGGGAGAUUUGUCAUACUUCAUCAGAAGAAGACAGCAACUAGUAAAGACUCAUCCCAUAAUAUCAAGUCUAUUGGAUCGUUACCCGUCACCACCUGGAUCUCAUGGAUUAAAUGAAGUAUUGGUCAUCCAUUUUUUACGUCAAUUAUCAUCUGCCUUACAAUUUUUACGUGAUAAGAGUUUAGUACAUCGUGAUAUUAAACCUCAGAAUUUAUUAUUAUGUCCUCCAGUACAUUCCAAACAAGAUUUUAUAGAUAACCAGUUUGUCGGUAUGUGGGAAUUACCAAUACUAAAGAUUGCCGAUUUCGGAUUCGCUAGAUUCCUCCCUUCAACAUCCAUGGCAGAAACCUUAUGUGGAUCCCCACUUUACAUGGCACCAGAAAUCCUCCGAUAUGAAAAGUAUAAUGCCAAAGCGGAUCUAUGGUCAGUGGGUGCUGUUCUCUAUGAAAUGACAGUAGGGAAACCACCUUUCAAAGCAGGGAAUCAUAUUGAAUUAUUAAAGAAUAUCGAGAAGGCAAAUGAUAAGAUUAAAUUCCCAUCUGCAGCCCAAGUUCCUGAGAAUUUGAAAAGAUUGAUUAGAUCUUUAUUGAAAUACAAUCCAACUGAACGUAUUUCAUUUACUGAAUUCUUCAAUGAUCCAUUAAUUACUUGUGAUUUACAAGAAACUGACCAACCAUUGGAAACAUCAGAAAUGGAUGAGAAUUUAUUCAUUAGUGAAUAUAUUAGUCCAAUUAAACCAAGUGAAAGAUCACAAUUCAUUAAACCAAUCCCCUUGACGUCAACUGAUAAGGACCAACAACAACAACAACAGCCAUCAUCAUCAUCCCCUACAGGGGGAGACAAGAAGUCACCUUCUCCCAACACUAUAGUUAAAACAACUCCAUCUCCGUCGCCAACUCCAACAUCCCGUGACGAAGAAAUUAAACAAAUUAUCAACAAAAGCAGCCCAGGGCCAGAACAACUUUCUCAAUCGAUCCAAGUAGCCAACGUACCGAAUCUUAAAUUUAGAAGAGAUGAUAUCAUAUUAGAAAAAGACUAUGUUGUGGUUGAAAAACGAGCAGUUGAAGUGAAUGCAAUUGCUGACGAAUUAGCCCAUGCUGGUAGUGGAGCAGUUGCUAUUAAUCCAAGAAAGAGUCUGGCUGGAUCUAUUGACAGUAGCAAUAAAUCACAAUACCAACAAUACAGAAGAUCUUCAAGUGGAGGAGGUGCGAAUCAAAGAAGACCAAGUUUGACAGAUCGAAGAAUAUCAAUUUCCAUAUCACCUACUAAUGCAUUAAGUAAAGCUAUCGGAUUGGCGUCUCAUCGAUUGUUUGGAACUUCCAAUCAUCAUCAUAACCAACAUGGCUCUAAUGUUUCAGAAGAAGUGACCACUGGUGGAAAUAUAUCUUUCUCCACCGUGUUAUCCAGUCCAAAUUUUGCCAAUCAUUUAUUAUUACAGAAAUUAAAUCUUCCAACUUCAUCAACCAUAAACACAAUUACCACCAAUACUGGAAUGGAGAUCACCCCAAGUCAAAUCCAAAAUCAACAACAACAAUUCCAAGGAUUCAAUAAUGAUGAGAGGGUAUUAUAUAAUCUUGAAUCCAUUGCUACCAAAGCUCAUGCCGUUAAUUUAUUUGCCGAUGUCAAAUUUAGUCAAUUAAUCCCCAGUCCUCCAUCCAACGAUCUUGACGGAUUACAUGAUGAUUUGUUACACCAGAAUGACAUGUUACCUCCUAAGAUUAUCAAAACCAUUAGUGAAGAAGGUGUCGGGUUAUAUGUCAAGACAUUGUCAUUAUUGGCCAAAGGUAUGGCUAUCGCAAGUGAAUGGUGGUAUAACCAAUAUGAACAAGACGGAAGUGAAGACUACCUGCAACAACAACAACAACAACAACAAAGUAGCAAACUCGAUAUCCAGACUUCCAUCAAGAUCAACCAAUUGGUUCAAUGGAUCAGAGAGAAAUUUAAUGAAUGUUUGGAAAAGGCAGAAUUUGUUAAGUUGAGAUUAGAAGAAGCAAACCAAUUAAUCGCCAAAGAACGUAGUUCUAACGAUUCUGUCCAUUCAUCAUCUACUCAUGAACCCAAGAUCAUUGCCGAAAAAUUGAUUUUUGAUCGUGCUUUAGAAAUGUCAAGAAAUGCAGCCGUGAAUGAGUUGGUGAAGGAAGAUCUCAAGGGAUGUGAAUUGGCUUAUAGUACUGCUAUUUGGAUGUUGGAAGCAUUGUUGGAUGAUGAUGAUACUAGUGGAUAUGGGGAGGUUAGUGUAGAACCGAAAUUAGAUAGUGAAGAUAGAGCAAUGGUUGAGAAGUUUAUUGUGAGUAUUGGAAAUCGAUUAUCGGUUUUGAAAAAGAAAUUGGAAUUAUUGUGA